GUUUUUAGUCUUUACAUUUUGUCUUUAUUUUCUUCUUCCUGGAACGCCAGGUACUUCUGAUAUUUCUUCUUUAAAGGUCAACUCAACCGAGUUGAAGUUUCAAUCUUUUUCAGCUUUUGCUUUUGUUACCUACAUAUACGUUACAUAAUAUUUCUAGGGAUUCUGAUGGUUUCAGGUGGGCGAAGAAAGCCUUUCUGUCUCAAUAUACAGUUGAAAGGACACCGUUUCACCAUGCCACGCUUCCCUAAGCUUGCUACUUGGAUGCUUCUUUUGCCUGUUUUGCUCUUUAUCUUGCUCAGUUUCCAUGAAAAUCCCUUCAAUCCAGUCAACCGUUUAAAAUAUUUCUUUCAACUCAGAUCGCCAGGCCACAAACGCCUUGAUGGAAACUCUUGCUUGAGCAGGAACCAGAGUGUAUUAUAUCGCAAAUCUUCACCCCAUAAGCCUUCUUCCUAUCUUGUUGCCAAACUGCGUAGUUAUGAAGAGCUUCAUGAGCGUUGUGGACCUCAUACUAGAUUAUACAACAGAGCCAUGAAACAAAUAAAAUCUGGCCAAACUGAUAGUUCCAGUGAGUGUAACUAUGUCAUUUGGGUGGCCUCUUGUGGCAUGGGAAACAGAAUACUGAGCAUAACCUCAGCCUUUCUUUACGCUCUUCUGACAAAUCGAGUUCUGCUCAUAAAUGAAGAACCUGAAAUGGAAGAUCUUUUUUGUGAACCAUUUCCAAAUGCAUCAUGGAUAUUGCCAAAUGACUUUCCUUUCAAGGAUCAGUCGGGCAGGUUUAAACAGAAUUAUGCCUAUAGUUAUGGGAACAUGCUCAAGAAAAAGGCAAUAACUGCUUCAAUGGAGUCGCUGCCAUCAUAUCUACAUCUCUAUCUUUCGGGUGAUGGUGAUCAUCAUGACAAGCUCUUUUUCUGCAAUCAAGAUCAAACCCUUCUUAGGAAAAUACCCUGGUUGAUAAUGAAAUCAAAUGUCUACUUUCUUCCAUCUCUAUUCCUGAUCUCAUCUUUUGAGGAAGAACUAAACAAUCUAUUUCCGGACAAAGAAACCGUGUUCCAUCAUUUGGGUAGGUAUCUUUUCCACCCUUCAAAUCUAGUAUGGGGACAAAUUACUGGGUACUAUAAGCAGUACCUGGCCAAAGCCGACGAAAGGAUUGGCAUCCAAUUGAGAUUAUUUGAUAAAAAAACUAGUUCUUCCCAAUUGAUGGAUCAGAUUUUGGCCUGUACUCUAAAGGAAAAGUUGUUGCCUGAAGUGAAUAUGUCAAAAACCAUAGCUGCUCCAUCAGAAAACCAGAGAUCAAAGGCUGUUCUUAUAACAUCUUUAAUCCCUGAUUUCUUUGAGAAGUUGAAUGAUAUGUAUCUCAAGCACCCUACUUUGAGCGGGGAAACGAUUUCUGUUUACCAGCCUAGCCAUGAAAAAAAGCAACACUCUAACAAUAAUUUGCACAACAUGAAGGCAUGGUCUGAGAUAUAUCUCCUAAGUUUGACUGAUGUCCUGGUCACUACUGCAUGGUCGACCUUUGGUUAUGUUGCCCAAGGUCUUGGGGGUAUGAGACCAUGGAUUCUUUACAAGAUAUCAAAUGGACAGAUCCCAGAUCCUCCUUGUGGUCGAGCCUUAUCGAUGGAGCCUUGUUAUCAUACGCCACCCAGUUACGACUGCAAGGCGAAGACAGAGGUGGAUACCGCUACUCUUGUUCCUCAUUUGAAGCACUGUGAGGAUAUCAGCUGGGGGCUUAAGCUGUUUAAUUAUAGUCAUUAGAGUUGUUAUUGUAGAACAUAGUGAAUACUUUGCAUAAUGCACUUGUUCCACUUUUGAGGCAUAGUACUUUUUUUCCUUUUUCACAAUACUUAUAGCUAUAAAUGUGUCUAUUUAUUGCGAACUUCUAAUCGCACUUUACAUUAAAAUUUACUUGUAAUAUGAAUCUGAGGGUGACAUUAAGGAAAUGGGUUGUUUUCAUA
This is a messenger RNA of Mangifera indica (mango), 1952 nucleotides long. Its product is annotated as galactoside 2-alpha-L-fucosyltransferase-like. Lineage: Eukaryota; Viridiplantae; Streptophyta; Magnoliopsida; Sapindales; Anacardiaceae. Gene Ontology annotation, molecular function: galactoside 2-alpha-L-fucosyltransferase activity. The coding region runs from base 166 to 1752 and encodes 528 amino acids. The record is from RefSeq and is a predicted model, not a curated record. Gene Ontology annotation, cellular component: membrane; Golgi apparatus. Gene Ontology annotation, biological process: xyloglucan biosynthetic process; cell wall biogenesis. The transcript is spliced from 2 exons.